AUGACCAAGCUCUUCGUGAUUAUUGGCGUUACUGGCACACAGGGGUCCUCUAUUGCUAGACAAUUUCUGGAUUUGCCCGGUUGGAAAGUCCGAGGUAUCACCAGAAACCCGUCUAGUCAAAAUGCUUUGCAUUGGGUGGCUGAGGGCGUUGAGAUCGUGAAAGGCGACCUAGAUGAUACAGCUUCUCUCCGAGCCGCCUUUCAAGGGGCCAACGCCAUAUUUGCAAACACCGAUUUCUUCAGCCACAUGUUCGAUGGCACACACGGGCCUGAUACGGCGUUGCAGUACGCUUUCGACAGGGAAGUUGAACAGGGGAUGAAUGUUGCACAUGCUGCGUCUGAUCCUAGCGUCCUCGGAACACUGGAACACUUUGUGUACUCGUCACUUAGCGAUGCCUCACGGUGCAGUGGAGGGAAAUACACCACGGUAUAUCACUUUGACUCAAAGGCCAGGACCAUGGACUUGAUCAAAAGUCAGUGUCCGGAGCUGGCUAAGCGUAUGAGUGCCCUGCAAAUGGGCCACUACGUCACAAACUGGAAAGCUGUACCAGCGAUGGCUCCGAAGCGGCAACCGGAAAAAGAUACGGGAGCAUUUGUCAAGGCAUUACUGGAUGUUCCUCCCGGGAAGACUCUCAUCGGUGUAUCUGAGAUGAUGACCUUUUCGACGUGGAUGGAAAUUUGGGGACGUGUAUUAGAUGUCCAGGCUGCUUACCAAGAAGUGUCCCCUGGUGACUUCUACAAGGACUUCCCAGAGCCACUUGGCCAAGAGUUGAUGGACACGAAUGAGUACAUGAUUGAGUUUGGAUACACUGGUGGAGAUCCUGAAGUCGUGUAUCCAAACGAGUUGGACCCGAAUAUCAAGACGACCUCCAUGGAGGAAUACACCAAAGGCGAAGACUGGUCUAGCGUGCUGAGCGAGCAGUAA
This is a messenger RNA of Trichoderma breve, 924 nucleotides long. RefSeq names its product nmrA-like family domain-containing protein. NCBI's taxonomy places the organism in Eukaryota, Fungi, Ascomycota, Sordariomycetes, Hypocreales, Hypocreaceae. The record is from RefSeq and is a predicted model, not a curated record. Bases 1 to 924 code for a protein of 307 amino acids. The transcript is spliced from 4 exons.